Messenger RNA from Pichia kudriavzevii, 1326 nucleotides. RefSeq lists its product as uncharacterized. The record is from RefSeq and is a predicted model, not a curated record. The transcript has a single exon. Bases 1 to 1326 code for a protein of 441 amino acids. NCBI's taxonomy places the organism in Eukaryota, Fungi, Ascomycota, Pichiomycetes, Pichiales, Pichiaceae.
AUGAGUGGGAUCAAGGGAAUACAAAUUGCAAAAGGACUUCCGCUGGAAAUACUUCAACGUGUCAUCAACAUCUCGCUGCAGAGAUGGUUCAACAUUUCAGAGAUACUUCAAUUCAUUCUCGACAAUUACGAUGUGCUCGAUACAGACCCAUUCAUGCGGUUGGUAAGCUUAAAGAAUAUCGAGCUCACAUUAUUUUUUGAUGAUUCAUUGAGAUUUGGGUACAAAUUUUGUGGUUUCGAUACUAUCAAACUUAAUAAUGAGCGUGCGUUGAAGUUUGAAGAGUUAUUGAAGAAUGGUCGUUUGUCAAUAUCGAGAAUUUGUGUGUAUAAAAAUGUUAAGCAUUUGUUAUUCCUACUGAAAUACUCACCAUUAAAUCAUUUUCCAGAUUACGUGGAGAUCCCACAUAUUGCCUUGAAACAACCACUACACAAAGAUAUCAAUAUUGAAGAAGAAUAUCUGAGGGAUAUUCCACAAAUACUCAAAAAUACCAGGGGUGAUAACCAAUUCACAUUUCACAUUCAGAAAUUUGAUGAACCGGAAAAUAUAAGUGAUCUUUCAGAAUUGGUUCUGUUUCUGAAUUCCCUUUCAGAUACCAGAGCAGAAUAUGAAAUUACGUUUGGGCUCAUUUCAACCUCUGAAAGCCUAAGUCCUUCUAGUGUUUAUGGUUUGACAACCAUGCUAAAAAAAUAUGAAACGCCAAGAGUCAAAUUCAAUUUGAUGUUGUCAAACAUACCACUAGAAAAUAAGUUUCCUGAAUACAUCACCGAAUUUUCCUGUUAUGGGCUGAGCCUACGUGGAAGACCUAUAGACUUAAAUUGGAAGAUGGGUGACCAAGCAAUCUUUAGGUAUGACGGGGAUUUGCUUACAAUAUCGGAAUAUAUGCAAAAUUUAAAUUUACGAGGUUUACUGGAUUACAUUCAAAGUGUAAAUAUAUUCAUCAACUCGGACCGCAUGGAAGAAUUGUGUUGUCACAAAUACCUGCUUCCUUUUAACGUUAACACUUUAACUUUGAUCUACGAUGAAAAAGAUGAGACAGUCGUCGAUUUGAGCUUUUUGGAUGUGGAUGGAAAGACUUACUUGAACACCUUAAGAAUUGUAAAACCUUCGUGUCCCACCGUGAGGGUUAUAAAUAUUAAGCAUCUACAAGACAGAAUCAAGAAUCUCAUCCUUGCUAUGGGAGAACAUCCGGAUAGAAAAUGGGAAUUUCUUGAUCGUGACCUUGGCCUAGAUAACAUAUAUUCCAAUGUUCCCAUGGUUGGUAAAGCGCUCCCCCACGAUUCUCCGUUGAUACAGAACAGGUUUAUCUCUAUGAUCCACCUGGAUUGA